Brassica napus (rape) is the source of this 1127-nucleotide messenger RNA. RefSeq names its product putative RNA-binding protein Luc7-like 1. The coding region runs from base 320 to 922 and encodes 200 amino acids. NCBI's taxonomy places the organism in Eukaryota, Viridiplantae, Streptophyta, Magnoliopsida, Brassicales, Brassicaceae. The record is from RefSeq and is a predicted model, not a curated record. Gene Ontology annotation, biological process: mRNA splice site recognition. Gene Ontology annotation, cellular component: U2-type prespliceosome; U1 snRNP. Gene Ontology annotation, molecular function: mRNA binding. The transcript has 5 exons.
CGGGUCUUUUAAGUCCGUCUCUUAAUGUUUUUAGAAUUAAAAAAAAAAUAAAAAAUAGCAAUUAUCUCAAACUACGUCUCUUAAUCAAGCAAAAGAAGAGACGGUCUCUUCUUGCUCUCUCUACCGCGAAGAAGGAAGAAAGAAGAAGAAGCCAUGGCAGCAGUAGGACUUUUUCGGUGUAAUCUUUUCAUCUCCUUUCCUCUGCAAUCCAGCUAGAGAAGGAGAAUUUGUGUUUGUAUGGACAUCCGAGUGAGUUGUGGGAAGUGAACGAAACCCUAAUUCUUCCUCUGGAUUCAAUUCGAUUUCUUCGUAAUCCGCCAUGGAUGCUCAACGAGCUCUGUUGGACGAACUUAUGGGCGCAGCUGGUAAUCUGACGGACGAAGAGAGAAGAGGAUUCAAGGAGAUUAAGUGGGAUGACAGAGAGGUCUGUGCAUUCUACAUGGUUCGAUUUUGUCCCCACAACCUCUUCGUCAACACCAAAAGUGAUCUUGGUGCUUGGUUGAGGAUUCAUGAUCCCCAGCUCAAAGAGAGAGAUGUUCUGUUGAAAAAUGUGGAGAGAAUGGAGUCGGACAUAGUAGCGGGAUGCUUUUGCAACGCAGCGCAGGUGAUUGGGAUGAAGUGUGUGGUGACGGCGGUGGAAGUGAGAGAAGCGUCGGUGAGAGAAGUUGCGAUGCAUCUGGGGAGAACAGAGAAGAUACUUGAGAUUGUGGACAGGAGAUGCAUGCCUGCUUUGUCUCAUCACGAAGUGGCGAAGAUUGAUGAGUGGACAAAAGUUGAAGAUAUGUCUCCUCCUCUGCCCGAAGCAGACAAAGACGGUGGCGUUAUUGUUAAAGAGAGUUCAACUCUCAUUGCAGAGGCAGCUUCUGAUGGUUUUAGCUCCAUGUCUGUGGUAAGGCAGUUGAACCAGUUUCAAGUUUAUUGAAUGCUUGAACUUGUGUUUACAAAGUGAUAUCAUCACAUUCAAAGCUACACUUCAUAUCGUUUCUUGUUUUUGAAUACAUUCAAAACUUGUAUGUUUUUGUAAGUACUAGUAUUCACAUGUCUUAGAAACUUGUAUAAAUGAAACUAGUAUUACUUAAGAAAAAGUUUAAGUUUAAUAAGAAAAAUUAAAAAAAUUUGGUGUUUAA